AUGGCUAACAGAAACAUUCUGUUGCUCUUCUUGGGACUCUUCCUCCUUGCACUGAUUCAGCCCUCUCUUCAAGGAGGUAAGUGCAUGCUACAGGUGAACUGAGCCAUAAUCUCUGCUGCAGCAGCCACAGCCUGCAAACAGGUGCAGUUUUUUAUGUGUGUGCUUCCCCUCACUCAGGAGAGUUCAUUACUGAAUACCUCGAGUAUUUGAAACUUUUGUUCAUGCUUAUCAGGAAUAGAGUUUCAGUGAUUUGAUUUGAGGCUCUUUUCUAAAUCAUCUAAUCCCUACAUUUAUUUUUUCAAGUGCAGUUGAAGAUAAGAAAACAGAAAUUCCUUAUCUUAUUUUUGAUAGUCUUCUGUGGAUUAAUCUCCGCAAGACAUUUCUGCACUCGCACAGGUGUGGUGAUUUGAAUGUAUCCUCAAUGCAAGUCCCUCGUUCAGACUUAAAGGUUGUUAAAUCUGGUUUAUCCUCUGCACACACUAAUGUAUGCAUGUUCGUGUCUUCAUGGCUGCAAUCUCAUCUUCUGAAAUUCCAGGAUCAGAAGGUCCCAGCUGGUCCAUCUUUCGACAUUUCAGAGCAAUAUUGUUUGAAUUAACCCCCGAUGAACUUCCACUCGGACGGGCGGUUUAUACUCAUCUUUUAUACCGCCCCUGAUAGGAUCUCCUGAGUAACAAGACUCUUGUGUCCUGAAUCCUCAGAGCAGCAACAUGCUGAUUUGAGGGGUCAGUGUUAUGUGCACUCUGAAAUCAAGAAGUACUCACAGACAGAGAGAAGAUAGAGAAAGACAAGGAGAAACAGACAGAGAUAGCAUACCUUUCCUCUUACUCUCAUUCAGCCUGUGCACUGGCCUUUCCUGCAUUGCUUUGAUUUGAUCCCUGUCCGUGUUUUGGCUGACAUUUGCUUUAGCUAUUCAGCCAUCACCUGGAAAACAUGUUAAGCAUCUUGGGCUUGAUUCGCUGGAGUCUAGUUGAUUUCAUGUUGUAUUUAUUUACUUUAAGUCACAGCUGUUUAUGUUCCUUAUCUCCCAGUUUCCAAAUGUCUUUUCAGGUGCAUUGUGUUUAGAUUGUAAGUUUCCAAAAAGAAAUGUUUUGUCCAUAUACAGACCAAUCCCCACCUGUUUUCUCCCCCAAACUCUUUUUGAUCACAAUAACAAAGUAUACCUAGUUUGUUUAUGCAGAUCCUCGAUUGUAUCAUGUAAAGAUUUUUUCACCCUCCUUUCCUCGGUUUCUUAACACAUGUUCCCAUUUCUCUUCUGUGCCAGCCAUUCUUCAGCUGGGAAUUUAGGGGUGAACUCAAGAAGAGAUAUAUAGCAGGUAAAGGUGCCAACAAAUAUCGGCUUAGCAGCACAACUUUGAUCUCAAGUGAGCACUGAAUCCAUCCAUAUCAGACUUCUCUGUGACACACAAACUAGUUCAAUCUGUGUCUUAGCUCUGCAGCUUGAUUUAAGUUGCCAGACAGUGGUUGAAGGGUUGUUAAUCUAUGAGUAACAUGCACCUCAUCAACACCCAGUCCUGCAUAGAAAAAGCUCUGCUGCUUGAAAACAUCACCCCUUGAACUCUGAUAUGGAGCGCAGAGGCUGUCUAAAUGAUUUCCAGCGGCACGUGUAAAUGAGUUACAAUAAUAGAGGAAACAUCUGGGAGGGAGUUUGCUGAUAAAUUAGCCCCCUGUCAUUCUAUCUUAUGACCUUUUGUAGAUGCUGUACUGUUUGUUGUGUCUCCCCCUCUCACUAUGGAGGAGGCUGUCUUACUUUGCAAACAAGCACCAUCUGCCACAGUGAGUUGGAGGGUUAUACAUUUGUGUUUGAGGCAGCAUGGCUCAGUGGCCUCUGUUUUUUAUUGCUACACUUGAUAACUUAAUCAAACCCAGGCUGAGAUGGUUGACAAAGCCCUUUGACUAGAUUCCUCAACACAGGAAUUUAAUCAAGCUUAUUCCCUCAUUGCCUCAAUAAAUAUAGACUCAUAAGGUUGCUUUUUAUGAUUAACCUUAGCUUGUAAAUGCCCAGAUCAGUCAUUUAGUCCCCCUACUACCUUACUUUGACGUAUGUUUUCUUCUGACAGCUUUAAAUACUAACCGCUGUACUUUGCCUAAGUUUGGCAUUUAUGACCGGCACAUUUAAAAGCACAAUUCUGAGCAGCCAGUGGGUGAUGAAGUGGGAAAAAUAGCUGCCAUAUUCCUUCCACCGCUCCAAAGAAUUGGAGAAGUUGUGUGAUGUUUUUUAGCACCACUGGAAGCCAGUUUGUCUCAUUUGGCCCGGUCCAGAUCCAGCUCUGAAACUUCAGAGGAUUGAAUACAUUAAUCAUCUACAAUUGGUUGGCUGUGGUUUAACUAAUACACAUUGGAUGGCAUGACUUGGCUGUCACAAACAUAAUUGAUGAAUUGCAGCAUUACUCCACCAUUGCUGGUAGAUACCCAAACUGAUUGUCUCAAUUCCCCGAGCAAGUGCUGCCUCAGACUUUAGUGCUUGCGUGUGUUGUGUACACCUCUGGCUCUGAUCUGUCUUCUGGAAAGGUUGAGUGCCAACCACAGCAAACUGGUUUAAUGUGACACAGAGGCAACCCAGUGUUCAGCAGGCUUACACUGCAAUUAAAGGCAUAGACCAUUUGACGUGCAGUUUCUGUAAACUCAAAGGCUUUAGUGAGUACACUUUUUACGCAGUUUCUUUCGAUUUCUUCAACGCCGGACUCACAAAAGCAUUUUACUUUGUUGAUGUAGAGGUUUGGUGUAAUUUGCAGCAAAGUGACCUCAUUCAGUACUCAUGUGGGAAGAAGCCCUUUGGUUACAAGCACAGACUGACUUGGGUUUGCUGUUGUGAAAGACCUGUUUUUUUUUUUUUUUCUUUUUCCCGUGUAUUUGUGUCUUAUUCUGGCACAAGUCCUGGGAAAGUGUUAGAAGAAUGGCUUAUUGGAUCCACUGUUUGCAGAUUUACAUCAAAGCAUGUUGCGUGGCUGGGAGGUCACACUCCUUAUUAAAGCCCUAAUCACACCAGAACUGUGGGAUGAAAAGGUUGUUUUUCGAAGGACUGCACUGCAAAUGUGUGGGGUACAUCUCUAAAACACACAUUAUUCUCGAUUUCUUUUUAGUGUUUACAGCCUACCCUUGUAUUUCUAAUGUUGCGGCAAGUCCUCAUCAAUGCUGGAAGAACAUCUGUGAUUAAAAAUGCGUAGCUCCUACCCCUAAGUUGCAGAUGAAUGUCAGUCCUAACAUCUCCCACAGGGAUGUUUCUUCUGCAGUCAACCUGUGCCAAGUGUUCAACAAAGGAGCACAUUAACUCAGAUGAUUCAUUCAAGCCACUCUGCAAGCAGCCCUCACCAGGCUGUGAGGUCUGCUUCCAGCACUCUCACUGGGCCAGCAAUCUCAAAUGGCUCCUGUGAGGAAUGUUUUCAUCUUAUCCCGCUGCUGCCUACUCAUGUCCAAGCUCUACUCGGUUUACAAACAACAUUACAACAUAAGCAUGGAAAUAUUGUUUUAAUAAAAAUAGAAUGAAAGGAGAAGAAUGAAAUUCUGAUCGAAACACAUGACAUCUAUGUCAUCCCACUGCUCUGAAAUGAAAACAUUGUAGUCUGUUCUUUGUUUGUUGGGAUGCUUUCUUUGUGAGACAGGGGUGGGAGUAACACAGCACCUUUGGGCCUUUGGCAUCAGUCAGUUGGUCUAAACCAAACAAAACUGCAUUUGUACAAGUGUUUUGUUUUGUUUUAGCAAGUCAACUACUGGACAGCAAAUUCAGUUCCCACGUUCAUAUACAUUGUACAUUUUGUCAUCUUGUAUUUACCCUCUUAAACUGCCCUCAGCCAUGCUCUUUGGUGUGAGGGGGUAAAGCCAUGGCAAAGUUACAGAUUUGCAAACAAAAGAUAAUCUUUUACAGCUUUUGGCGGGCUUUUUUGUAAGAGUGAUAGGGAAUGUAGGGAGAAGGUAGUUGAGGUCAGGAGUUGAACCUACAGCUGCUGCAUCCAGGACUAAAGCACCUGUACAUGGAGCAUGGGCAUAAACCAAACUGGUGCCACUGAUGCUCUUCCGAGGCUUAUUUUAGCCAAUAAUUACAGUUCAGUCAUGUUUUUUUUAUUACCACCAUUCGCCACCUUUUGCCAUGUUUAGCUCUAGAAUAGGAAAGCUUUUCUGUUUCCCUAUCCACCGACAACAAAGGACUGAACAUUGACAGGAUUAGAAUAAGUUCCUCAUAAUCUGUGAAUCUGCAAACUUCACUCUGAGAAGUGUCGACGGGUUGAAGCUGGCAAGUGAAGAAAAGAGAGGUGGAGUCAGGUUGGGGUGAGUGCAAGAAUAAGAUUGAUUUUCCAUAAAAAUUUUCACUUCUUUGAUGAUCCUGGCACUAUCCUCCUCCACCCUCCUGUUUGCAGAGGAAAAUAGAUGGUGCAAGGGGUGACUGAUAGUAGGCCAGCUGUCACAUGUCUGAUAAUGCAAGAUGUAAGUGUGCCAGGAACCACAGAGUUUGCUUUACUGCACUGUUGCUCAGGGUUGCUCUCUUUCCAAAGAAGGGAAAGAACCAAACCUCCUCUUAUGGGACAGUGGUUUUGGAUACGUCUGUGAAUGACACUUGUUAGCUUGCCAAAAACUCUUUAUUUCAUCGAAUAUGAUUGAAAUAGUGGCGCAGAGUUGUGUAACUGCAGGUGGUUAAAGUGGUGUAAGUAUAUUUCCUCAGGACUUAAAUCUAUGUGGACCACAAGGCUGUGAUCAUAAUUGGUAAUGGGCCUAUUCGUCUUUUUUAAAGAACGGGGAAUUUUGUAAUUAACCUUUUGAGGUCUCACGUAGUCUUGUGUAUGUUCUCGCAACUUUGUUUUGCACACUUAGUAACAUACAAAUUGUUCUUCCAACUUGAAUGCAUUUGAUUAUUUUGUAAAAGGCCAAGUUUAAAACUACCUCAGCAAAGGGUCAUGGAAAUGUCACAUUACUCAGCGGCUUGUUGUAAAUAAAGUAAAACGAAACUUCUCGAAUUCACAAAGCGCAAUUGUUAAACCUGUCAUUAACAUGGGAGGUACUAUGGAAAAACGGUCUUUGGCUUUAGUUUUAUUCAGCAACAAAACAAGCUCUGACCCAAAAUUUCCAAAGUCCAAUUUGAUUCAGUCAUUAUUUUGGGGUCCAGUAACCCAUAUCUCCCAUUAAAUGUGGGCCAUAAAUCCAUAAAACGACCCUUAAAGAAUAUCAACUGUAGAUGAAUUCACCGUCAUCACUCUACUUUGGGGACUUUACCCCAAGUUUGAGACGUUAAAUUAACACAUAAAAGGAUUGACAUCGGAUUUACAUGUUAGUCAUGCCACUCCCUGCUUUCAGGUCAACAGUCCAACAUGAUUAAAAAUCUAAACACACGGCACCGAACAUAGACUUUCCCACCUGCUAUCUUGAACCUAGUGGGUUAAAGGGUAAUGAUAAUAAAACAUUCAGAUUCUUAAAUUGUAUAAAAGAUCUUUUCAUUGUUUUCCAAAUCCUUUUGGUCUAUUACACAUGUUUCUAUUUAUGCUGUAAAAUGUAUCCUCACAUCUUCUUGAGAUCUUUUUCCUUAUUUUCUUGACCCUUUUUGAUUUCUUUAAAGUAAAAAACAUAUCACUUCGAGUUGUUUUUUAGGUCUUUCUCUAAAAAUUCAUCACUUGUCUUUGUGUGCAAUCUCACUGUCCCUGAAGCUUGUGCUAAGAGUUGAUCUACCUCCUGGCUCCAUGGACAACAGUUCAUUUUCGAGCAGGUUACUAGUACUCUGAUUGGCUGAGAGUAAAUGAUAAUAAUCUAAAAUGGUAAAAGACUGGUAUUGCAUUACUAGCAGCAGAUGUGAGACUCAUAUUGAAAUCUUAAAAGGAAUAAUUUAUUCAAUAGUUCCAACUCUUAACAGAUACACACUAUGAUUAUACUGAAAUACUGCAGGAAGUAUCAGUGUGUUACUCCUGGACACUGAACCUUGGACAUCCACUAGACUCAUUUUUCUUUUGCUGAUGACUGGCUGCAUUCCUAGCUCACUGACACCCCUUCCACUGUGAGUCUGAAAGUUGGACCACAUUCAAGUCUUAGGUGGAGCAAAGAUAAAUUCAAAUCACUGUCAGGAUUCCUGUGAGUUCACGCACAUCAUCACCCUCUUAAUGCACUCAGAUUAACCCUGGUGUCUAACCACAAUCAUAAAAAAGGCCAGUUGAGUUAAACUCUAGUAGUUUAUAACUGGUGAGGCGUAUUACCUGUGACAUGGGGUAAUUUAUUUGUUCCUUUCCAGUCUCUCCUUUUUCACAUCGUCACAUUCAAGCCAUAGACUGUAUAUACUAUGGACAACUUGGUUCCGCCUUCCGCCAGUAUACGGUUUUGAAGCCAAAAAGCUCUCUGUAUUUCUGUGAUUUUUCUCACUUUUCCUGAAACCAGUAUUACGCAGUAACAUUGUACCCAUUCGGCGGGAGAGUCGCUGUGAUGAUGUUUGGCUCAAACAGCGUACCCCCCGGGUGAGCUACGCAAUUCUUGUACGCCCAUAGGAAGGAUUUAUGACCUAUACUGCAGCCCGUCACCAGAAGGUGCUAUUCUCGGGGUGGCUUCACCCACUGAAGAGGCAGACGGCAUCCGUUCUAUAUACAGUCUAUGGUUCAAGCUGACUACCAUUGUUUUAUAACAUUGUUUUCCUGCUGGUCCACAUUUUCAACAUAUGAGUUUUGCCUCUGCAAAAUCCAAUAUGGUUAUUCCCUUUUUUUUUCUUUACACAAACAUUAUUCAUAUUAUAAAAUCUCACGGCACACUCUUGACUUGAGAUAACUGGGAAAUCUAAUCCCUUCUGCUCUUCAAGGCAUCUUGUCCUUCACACACAUUCCAGCUCAUUCCCAUGACCUGGCUGAUUUUGCGAGGAACAUAAGUACAUAAUGAUGAGGAGGAUAAACAGUAUGAUCAUGAAGAAAUCUUCAAAUUGACUGAGGCAGGUCAUGUCACUUGGCAGAGGUCAGUGUACGCCUUAUUUGGAUAUAUGGUCUUAGUGAACCUGUUGCACUUUGUAAAAGUGGUUCAGCAGCUCAAUGGGAUUUUAAAAAAGAGGAAAACUGGAGCAGACACACACUCCCUUUUGCUUCACUUGCACUGCCGAGACAGGAAAUCCUCCUUUUGAUUGUGAAUUGAAGGGGCAGAAUCAAGAACAAUCACUGUAACCUCGACGUUUGGUGCAUGAACCUGAAGUUUCUGCUAUGAAGCCAGGGACUGCAAACAUUAUCGCCUCGACUUACUCACCUAAUAAUCAAAUACAGAAUGAGGGGCCAUAAUAUCUUUACAGUGUAUUUAAGCCUUAAGACCUUCGAAAAAACAGUUUUAUAUGCAACUGCUAUCCCAAGGUCUCUUCUGUCUUUCCCCAUUUCCUGAUUGAUUUAUCCUGUUCAGUCCUUUCUAAGCCAAAGCGUAGCUUGUCACAGUAUCUGUUCUCAUUUACAUCGCUGCUGAAAAAUGAGCCUAAAUGAUGAGAAACUGCCCAACAUUAAAAAUGACCGUACCCUGGAAACCCCUGUAGGAGCACCACUUUGUUACCUAAGGAAAGACUUUUUUUUAUCUUAAAUAAAAACAGACCUUUUACUCCUUCCAACCAUAAUUUGAGGAUAUGACAGAGUUUAUCAUGUUGGCUUUUAUAGUUUAUUACCUUCUAUUCAAAACUGAGGCCUGUUUUUUUAGCCAGUCAUUCCAUAAUUGUAUUUGAUCGGUAUUCUCAAAAUCUGAUAACCCAAUGGACAGCUGUAUUUUUGUAAUUCACCCCAUUGCUUUCCUCUGUUGAUAUCUUUAGAUUGACAGUUUGCUAAGAUAACCAACAAAAUUCGAUUACAAAAGUAGAUGCAAACAAAAUUCAUUGAUACAAACAGGGAAUCACAAUAUUGCAAAACACCGUACUGGGUUCUGAGACAUCUUGCAUCAUUACUAUAUCUGCUGAGCGUGCAAAACAGCAACAGUCAAUGACAGAUGCAAUUUUAUAAUCCACUGAGUCAAUUUUUGUUGUGAUAUUUGAUGACCUGGUAGGUAUCACAAUAAUCGUUGAGGGCAGCCCUUCUUCCAAUGGUAUAAUGUUUCUGUAAAGGCCAAAGCUUAUGCAGACAUAUACAGGCAGUCUAUCAUAAAAUACAUAUAUGUAUGCUGUACUUUUUGGCAUGUGGUAAAGUGAUGUCAUAAAUUUUGAUUCAACUACAUCAGACAGUAAUACCUCAUAACGUUCUUCCCCUAAUGGUCACACUCAGCGGACGGAACUGAAAGCGCAGUGUUCACACACUUCUCUUUAAUAAACACAUGAACGCCUUUGACAUGUGGUUUAAAUAAAUUGGCCGUACAAAGCAUGUAAGGGCCAUUAAACAUAAUCAUUGUGAUCCUGCAGCACCAUACUCUCCAUUGCGUUGUGUUUAUAGUGAUAUAAACCAGGUUUUUCCCUCAAAAAAAUAUCACUUUGUAACGUUGGCCGUAGCUCAACAGUCCCGUUGGAUUUGACUGUUAGUCGUCCCAGAACAACUGCUGGUGUUUUUUCUAUCCUCCCUUGCUUUUAUUGCUGUGGCCGUUCCUUACAUACUUGAGGCCACCAUGUCUGGGAUUCAGAGCAACCAUCUCAAGAGUUCCUCUGGGCGCCAGCCAAAAAUCAAGCGAGAAAUUAGGCAAGGGGAUAUAGGUGGGGGUUGAAGGAUGUCCAUGGUGCAGCAGCAGCUUUCUGAGGAAGGUCUCCAACUGCACUACCUCAUCAGAUUGAAAACAAUUGGAAUUUUCUCCUAAUCAAGCCCGUAAAAUUCCUUUUUUUUUCACCCUGGCUCUCGAUGGGGUGGCUGUGUUCACGUUUCAUUGUGCACCCAAUCACUGCUGUGGUCCAGGGUGGAUGUAUUUGCCAAAGACAGAUUUCAGUGUUGCUGUCUGGGUCACAGAUGAAGAAAGUGUUUGAGAAUGUUUAUCUAAUAAAUGGGGUCAUUGUUUAGAAAUGCUUUUAUUAGCAUAGCAAUAAAACAAAGAACUGAUGGCUGAGAACUCUUUGACCACUUUAAGCCGGUGCUGAGUGUUGGUGCAAAGUGCUUUUCUCAUGGUGGAUUAAUUUCGGGUCUUUAAAGAACAUAUAACAGAGAGUGUGAGCAAGACUUUCUCUGUUUUCAAAGUGUCUCGAGUUAGCAUUUAUUAAGACCUGGCAUUGAACAAAUGAAGAUUGAUAAAUCCAUUGAUUAGUUGAUGGAUAGUGGAUGACGUGAAGCUUUUUGUGUCGUUUACCAGGUGUGUAUGUGCCACCGGGCGGUGCAUUCGGACCAGGAGGAACUGGAAUAGCAGGAGCAGGUUAUCCUCAAGGUAACAUCCUCAAAUGACCAUCAGGAUGGUGUAGAAAUAGGACAUAGCCAUUUUCCACAAAUGUUAAGUUUGUGGGAAAGUUUUAAGGACAUAUUCAUAAAAAGGACAAAUUUAGGUUUGUAAUAUAACAAUUCAUUUGCUUGCACUUUAGGGUUAGGGUAGUUCUCACAAAUUCAGUCCUCUAUGUCACUCUCAUGCAUAUAUGCUCUCAUAUAGUCUGAUGUUUAAGAUAAGUGAAACUCAGAUAUAGUGAUGAAACACCAACACUGUGUGUUGUAUUGUUGUCUAAUUAAGUAAAGACUCUUGGAUGACUUGAAAUGGUCACAGUUAUAUAAAUGUUUUUUUCCCAAACCAAGACCAUGUGUUUUCUCAUAACACCCGGUUUAUUUUGAGCUCUGUGCUUAAUAUUAAUAUUGCACUGUGCUGAUGGUAUCAACACAAGAGGAUUGGCCAGUCUCUGUAGAAAUAGUUAAACCCUUAAAAUAAAACUCAAAGGCAUGCAUAAUGUAAGUGCUCGACACAAACAUCCUCACAGACUGGGGACAGGAUGCCACUGCAUGCUCUCCUGGUGUCUGAGAGAAUUUGAGAUACAAGUCAUGGCUUAAAACCUCUUAUCCCCACAUCACUACAUGUAGGUGUUGCAUAACUCAAUUUUAUUCUUUGAAAAAUAUAUAAUAUAAAUAUAUAAUACACUGUCUGUUUACUGUUUUAAAGGAGCUGGUGGAGGAGUUCCUGCAGGUUUUAAACCAGCCAAAGCUGCGGGUGAGUAAAGGUGACACUGUCGUAUGUUGGCUCACGUAUGUAUUAAAGAAUCACGUUUUUUUUCUGUGCUAUAGAUUUAAUAACUACCUGCAGGAAUCCAUGUUAAUUCACUCAUAGGUUAUUAGUAUAAAGCUUUCCCACAGUCAUAAAAGUUUAUUUAUUUUCCCAGGAGUUUAUUAUCUUAUCUGUGACUCUCCUAUAGGUGUAAAGCACAACCACAGAAGUUCUCUCUAGUAUGUGUGAUUUCACACAACUAUAACAGCCCUGUAUACACAGUCUGCUUUAAGCAACAGAUCACAGAGCACUGGCAGCACCCUGGCAUGGCCACAGCUACCAUUUGCAGGACACGUUUGAUCCAGUGCAUCUUUUUUAGUCAGUAGAAAUGAAGUCCUGUCAAGAGGAAGCACUGAUGUGAUGAGACUUGUAAGUUGUGAAACUGCGCUGUGUGUUUGAGGUUGUUCCUUGUCUGCAAGCUGCACCAGAGGGCUACGUGCAAGCUCAAGUUGGAGCGUCCAACAGUGUGCCCUUCAUUUGAGCAGAAUCAUGAAGAAACAGAUUGCUCCUCUCAAGACAAAUUCCCUGUCAGCACUCAGCUUUGAAUUGGUCAGAUCUGGAGGAAACACAUGGCCAGACUUCCCUGUCAAACCACCACAAGCUAAGAAUAAUUAUAUCCUCGGGAUAUUGCUGUGGCAAUAAACAAUGUGUUAGCCAGCCAACCACUGUGGUUAAGCCAGUUUGUUGGAAAGCAUUAUGGGGUUUAAGCUUCGAAAAUUUGUGGCCUGUUACUCAUUUCUCUAACACAAGCUCAGCAGUCAGGCAUUAUUAGCAUGAUCUUAACAAUGGUAGUGAUGACAAAGACAUGAGGAUAAGACAUGAGCACUGUUAGCCAACAAUUAUGAUGAUCAAACUUGACAACAGUAAUGCUUGUAAUCCCUUUAAUCACAGUAACAUCAGACUGUUUUUCAUCCUGAAAGUAGGAGGCUAUGGUGGUGUUGGGCCAGGUGUCCUGGGACUCGGAACAGGUAUGAUGUAUGAGACAACAACUUUCUUGAAUUAGUCGAAGAAAAUUAAAUAAAAAUCACAAAAGUCUUGCUCUUAUAUUUCCUUUUACUUUCUCUUUUUUCAACCCAACAGGACAAGGUGGAAAGCCUCCUAAGCCAGGUAAGUUAGAAAGUAUUGAUAAAAGGUAGUGUAUGGUAAGAUAAUGUAAUGUUUUGCGUUGUAGGUAAAUAUACCAUAUUUUACUAUAGAUUAAAAAAACAUGUUCAACUUCUCUCACAAAACCACAUCAGUGUUUAGUUUAUAGAGAACAAUUGCCUAUACUAUAUGCAGCUGUAAAUCAGUCUUGUAACAAAAAGGAAACAAAAUUCUUUCGGUUACUACGUGGAAAAUUCCUCAGUGUUGCAUACAGCUUGGCUUGGAAGGAAGGAAAUAUGCUAUACUGGUAUUGGAUGUAUAAAGUAGGUUAAUGGAUGGAAUGCAUUACAUAAAGCGUCAGAAAAGGGAGACCUGACCUGAAUCCGAGCCGUUGCUUGAGAGAAAUACUCUUUUGAUAGCUUUUUUUUUAACAACUUCAUGUUUUGACGGUUUCAGUUUACACUGGCUGUGCAUAUAUCUGACUGGGUGGGACCAUAUAGAGAUUCAACCUCUCCUACACCUCUGCUGUAUAAGGGAGUGAUGAUUGGCAGAGUGAAAACAACCAUCAACGCCUGCCAAACAAUGGUGCCAGAGCACUGAUUAAUGUUAUUGUAAUGUUAGACCCUUACAAUGUCUGGAAACCUCUGCGUUGGAAUUUAACACAGCCCUUCUCUCCGAUACUGUACUGUAAAUAUUUUCUUUAGCCGUAUUACAGUCUAUGCAGCAUUGGUACUUAGCAAUGUUUAGCCGUCGUUUAAUUCUUGUAAGCAUUGCUGAUAACAUCUUAGCCUACCUCUAUGUGUUGAGAAAGAUAAGGAAACAAGCAAUCGUCUUACAGUCCUGAUAACACAUGGAGCAGGUUACAGAAGGGUCCCCGGGGAGCGCCACAGCCCCACCCUCCAACAAGAACUACAGGAGAGCCAUUAUGUGAAAAUGACCUAAUAUCAAGUAUUUGAUGGAAGUUGACUUUGGCUGGGAUCAGUAAGGAAUUGUGGCCCUGGCUUUUGCAUGCAACUGGGUUGUCCCCGUACCUCACUGGUUGAAUAUGACUUAUUUUACAGAUGUUGAUCUUAGAAGCACCUCCUUGAAAUAAAAGCAACUUUGGUCAGGGAUCUCCCAAACUAUGCCAACCUCUGUAUGAAAAAAUAUAACCCCCUAAUGCAGAGAAAACAGCAAGGGGUCAGCUAAGGCUUUACAGAAUUUUGAAAUGAAAGACGCAACUUCAAAUCACAGGGGGUUGGUCAUUUGUUCUGCUUCAUGGUUGUAAUUAUAUUGAGUAAUCUCUGAACGAUGCUCUCCUGCAGUGGCGUCUUUCACCAAUUUGCAUCCUAUCAGAAAAUGACCGCAUGAAAUAAUCAAUAUCGGAUAAAAAGCAUUACAUGCCUUGUAAUUCUUGACUUUUUAUUAUUUUAAAAAAUCCUAAUAUGAAGCAGUCAAGGCUAUCACAAAAGCAAGUUCUGAACCAUUUAGUUAGAGUUUUGCUUUUGCCGCAGAAAACAUGCCAGGAGAAGUUUUAUGACACCGGCAUGCAAAACAACAUUAAGUCUUGUUAUAAAACUUGAAUGCAUAAGGUAGUAAUCUGUUUCUCAGGGGAAACAAAUGCCAACAAUAACUGAUUGAUCUCUCUCUCUCUCACACACACACACAUACACAUUAAGAGAGCUGCCGUUUACCCUUCAUAUAAGCCAAGCGGUGACAUUGCAUUCCACAGAUACGCACCUUGCCUGGCCAGUAAUGGAGAACAGCAGCUGGCUUUGUGAGUAGCGUGACUGCAGUGAAUUGUGGUGUAGCUCAUGCAAGACCUUGUAAAUGUUAGACUAAUUGUGAAGUCUGUCAGCAUCCAGCUUUGACAAAACACUGAAAGUUUGAAGGAGGAACUUUCUUCUUAUAAACAGCUGUUGGACAGUGUUUUCUUUCUCGUAUCGCUUCAAGCAAAGGUGGACUCGAUCUUCAUGGAGUGAUUACAAAUUUGGCUUUUGUAGGCUCGCCGCUUGUCACUCUUAAGCAGUGUAAAAGCUGUAAACAAGAAACACAUUACAUGUAACUGCUUUCUCUGUUGAUGUGGUUUUAAAGUACCAUUAAAGCCGUCUGUUUUAGGUUGAGAAAGGAUGUGUCUGGGUGGGAUGUGUGAAGUAUGUGUCCAAGGUUAACUCGCAGGUCAUUUGCAGUGCUUGUGGUUGCCACUUGCUCUGCGUGCCAAGAUAAAUGAACCAUCUCUCAAUACUCAAUAUAGUCAUGAGCAUAACUUGGCAGUCAGCUCUUUAUCAGUGUCCAGGAAGCAUAUAAAAGGUGGUGCAGAUGGAGGUGUGUGGAAGUUAAUAAAAGCAACCAGGUGGGUUGGCUGGAGUUUCCUGGGAAUAAGUAUUAUCAAGUAAAGGCCCUGCUUGUUCGAACAAUUUUUCAAAUGAUACUUCCUCUGUUGCUCUUAGUUCAAAUUUGAGGGUAGACAGUUAAUCACGGAAACAAGGAGUCGGCUGUUAGUCAAAAUUAACUCAUCAAGUUGACCGGCAAUGAUGCUGUGCAUGACCCCUCAUGACGCUUGAGUUCCAUCUAUGACCAGCAAGCCAAAAUAAAGAAUCAAACUGACAAUGUUAAUGUGAUAAUAACCUACUCAGCCUCACAUUGUGAUGCAAUACAACUCAACAGCACUCCCUUAUUAAGGUGGGAUUGAAUGCGGUGCUGUUGCUAGACUGUAUGAGUUAAGAAUAUCCAAUGAGCUGGCAGCUGGAUGUAUAUAGUCAUCACUUCUUAUUGAAUCUUUAUUUUGUGUCCUCACUGCCACCUAAUAAAUAAAAUAAUGAGAAGUAAUGAAAAAAAUAGGGUGUGUGUUUCAAGUAAUUAUGUUUGAGAUAAAAAUCGUGCUUGGAAAACCUUCAAUACAAAUAUAAUUUGAGAUGAUUCAUUACACUGGUCAGUGUAGCAACAUGUCUCUGGGAUUUGUUAUGACACAGCUCUAACAUUUUGGAUCUAAUGAUCUCUGUGACAACAGGCCAACCUGCAGUACAGCAGAGAUUUGGCCAACACUUCAACUCCAAUUUGAAGCUGGACUCGCUUUCUGGCUGUUUCUCGAAAUACUGCUUAUAUCUGGUUACCGAGAAAAUUGUUAAUUCACCACCCACCGAGUCAUUUUAAAGUAGAAUUUAAUAUAAUAUGUAUCUGUCUGCAAUUGAAACCUCACUCAUCUAUACAACUUAUCUUCUGGUCCAUCUGCAGACCUGUCUGGUCCAUAUUAAAUUAAAGAGAGGUCGCAUCAGGGUCAACAUUUAAAGAAGCAGUAAGAGUAUUUGACUGCUUCAUAACAGGAAGAUAAAAACAAAUCAGACGAAUGAAAUGAAAAGAUAGAUUGGAAAUGGGAGGACAGAAGAGCCGGAGUGAGGCAAAAGAAACGGAAAGCACCAAUAAAUCUCGAACACACUGACGACUGUUUGUCACAGGCACUCACCUCCAUUAAAAAAACACAUCCUGUUUUGUACACAUUGAUUCAUGCAACACACAUGCGUAGAGGGUUUUGCUGAAAGACGAGACUGAUGGAUUGAGGUGAGGAUGAAAGUGUUUAGCUAAAAGAAGAUGAGCUUGGAGGAGGUUCAGCCUCCUGGAGCACACAUGCUUUUCAUUACCAGCUCAGACCUGUCUAGGUCUUUGAGCUGUCAGAGACCGAGAGCAUCUGCAUGUGAAUGUGCAUGACCAAAGAGUGUAUGUAAAUUUGUUUAUGGUCUUCAUAUGUGUGUAAUUAUAAGUCCAUGUGGGAAAAAGCACACACACACACAACAAAAAUAAUGACUGUGUGUCUUCUUCAGACGAUAUACUUGUUUAGACUAUGUGAACCACGGUAAUUUCCUCUUUUAUUGCACACUGAUGUUUCCUCAUCCUCCCCUCAGUCUGUUUUACACCGGGUCUCUGUGUCAAGUUUUCAGUAUUUUGGAACCUUUAAUGUCUGCCAACGAGACCUUUUAUAACACAAUCACAACACCGCUCUCACUAGACUCAACCCACCUGAUGUAAACAGAACCAGCACAGCUUAUUUGUUAACACUGGGAGGACCUGUUGCCCCAGAAGUGACUCGUCUUGUUUUGUGUCAUCAUUUUUCUGUAAUCACACAAAGUUAUCUUGUAAAUUAGAGUUUUAUUUGCAUUAGGCAGAUAAGAUCAGGGCUCAGUGAUUUUUAAUUUUCACCUCAUCAUUCAAACAUGUGACUGGUUACAGUUUUCCAGCUCCCUGGCCUCAAACCAGCUUGUUUUCCGUUAUGUUUUCUUGGGUUUUCUCUAGUUACCACCAUUGUAAUUGUUUCCCUUCUUCACAGUGUUAGUUGAUGAGCCAUCCCAUAUUCUCCCAACCUCUCCCAUCUUGGGUUUGCCAGAAGGUCUGGAGCAUGGACCACCAUACUUGUCCAUCUGGCUGCCUGGUCUGUUUAUGUAGUGAUGAGGAAAUUCCUUGCCCUUAUUUCCUCAGGAGUCCACGAAGAUAGAUCACCAGUUAAACCACCUUGUUGCAAUCAUUGGUGGGAGUGGACCAGAGUCUGUUAGAUUAGGAAGUCUGUUCUGGGGAUAUGUUGGUCUAUGGGGAACAAAAAUGCUACCUUUGUACUUUAGCAGAGGCGUUACAACAUCUUUAUCUUGAUAUGUGACUUUAUUACACCUGUCCACUCCUGGUUUAAUCCAGGCAAUGUCUGGUGCUUGAUUCGGUUGAACUUGAGACUUAGGCAAAGUGUAAAUCAGAAAACUUUUUGCGUUGUAUUUUGAUGCAGCUUGGAGCAAUAUUUUUAAAACUACUUACUGGUUUUGAUGGUUUGCACAAAGGUGUAUUUAAGUAAGUACAUGGUUAUAUAUUUCCUCCUUUUUUUAGUAAAUCUUGCAUUCCCAUGAAGGUUUCAGUCACUGGCAUUAUCUCAGCUCUGAGAAAUGUUUCUGGUUUGUGGAUUUCUCAACACUUAUCCAGAGUCAUUGUUGGACUAAAUGACUUGUGAAGAUGAAUUGAUUUUAAAUGAGUUCAGCCUUGGCUUUUAAGGACUUAUAGGUAUCCUGAUGUGUAGCAAUACCUCCACAUACAUGUAAUGUACAAUUUAGUAAACAGCUGUCCCGUGUCAGUGAUGCAAUUAAUCUAUCUUACUUGUUUCCUUUGUAGAGCAUCCCAUGUGUUUGUCAUGGUGAAAUGCUUCACAUGGCUGCUCAGUGAUCAUAGCUUUUGUAAUGACAGGGGAACUUGGAAACUCAAUAAGUCUAACGUCAGCGCUCCAACGUGCAUGUUUUGAGUCGAGUCAGCCUUAGGAAAACUACUCUCUUUCCUCAACCCUGAGUUGUCAGAAAAGUAUUCAGUGGAAUGGCAGAUGCAUAUGUGAACCAUCUGGAAAAGGAAACACACUUGGCCAACUUUACAUACCAUGGCCACCAGCUGUGUUUGUAGACUCGAUCUUGCCCAUGCAUCAUUUCCAAAAUGCAACUUAACAAGACAUAAAAUGCACCAAUUAAAUAUUAGCAGCUUUUAAAAGUUGGAUUCUUUCAGUGCAUUUGUACUUUUUCGUUUCACAGUCGACUUUAAUCCAGGCAAUGUCUUUCUUUCUUAUCUGCAUGCCUUUACAGUACAUGCUUUGAUUUUGCGUGCCAAGCUAAAAUAGGCCAUGGUAUGAGCCCUGGGUUAAGGAUACUCUUUGAACAUCUUCAGGGGCUCAGUGUUGGCAGAGAAACAGUGAUGUUCUUUUGGAGGUUUUAGAGAAGAAUAGCCGGGGCUCUCGGCUCUCACAGAAACUGGAGAAAAGCAGAGCUGUUUGCUUGACUUGUAAGCUUAUAGCAUAGCAUGUUCUGCUCCGUAUGACUUGAAGUUUAAACAAUGACAUCAAAAAACUCAGUGGACAUGGUUUUAGGCAUAAUGUACCAAUUAGCAUAGUUUGAAAUAAGGGACAACUGUAUUGGUCUUUGCACAGAUGUGUUUGAUGUAAUGCAUGUGUGUGUAUGCGUAGAGGUGAGAGACUUAAGAGCACCCAGGCUGGUGAGGUCAGGCACCCAGGGACGUCACUUGGCAAAGCAGGUCAAUUUGGCACUGGGGCAGUGCCUGUGAUCCACAGGACAUGUAAUAGUGACUUUUACAGUUACAGUUAAUUUGGAACCAUUUGUAAGACUCGCUCAAAGCCUCAUGAUGCGUGUGUUCUGUUGCCCAACAGCGUGGGCCAAAGUUGCUUCAUCAGUCUAAGUGCUGACCACAUAAUGAAACAGCACACAUUCUCCCUUUCAGACGUCCCCCCAUAAAACUCAAAAGUGACCACCCAUAUCAGCAAUGUCUCACGACACUCACUCAACAGUUUGGAUGUCGAGUUACAUUUCACAGAUUUUGACCUGGAUGCUGACCAGAAGGCGAGGAUUUUAGAGAAUGAGGCAACCCUAGACCCUGUCUCUGUUUGUCUGUAGGAGCCCUGGCAGGAGUGCGUUUAGGGUCAUCUGGCAGAGAUGGAGACUGAGUCUUUGGGACCUUUCAUUGAUAGUGUCAAUGACUCCAUGGAAAAGGAAAGCAAAAACAAUAAAGGGCCUGACGCCAAAGUUGGCUGGUUCACACCAGCCAGAGAGAGACAAAGUUUGUGUGCGCUGGUGUGACUGUGUGAAUGCUUAAUUAGUUCAACGUGUGUCCAGUCCUGCUUCUCACAGUUCGAUGCCUCUGACUGACAGCAAAGACAACCUGGAAGUGACAUGGAGCAAGUGGAGGUCACAGGAAAGGAAGGGAAGGAGGCAGUGAGGGGAGCUCCAGUGUGUCCACUUGUCUCACGCGAUCUGGAACCAUUACAGCGCCCCGCAUUAUUAUGCUUUCAUCUAGCUCGUCCUGCGUCAACUUGUAAGAAUGCAAUCUAUCUGCUAACUUGGAAGUGGAACGGUGUGAUAAUUUGAUGCUGAUAAAUUCUGGUGUCACGACUGUGAAGGACAUAAUGAUGGGCUUAGCUUUCAAAGUGGAAAUUUUUAUGGGACCACGGCCGAAGAACAGACCUUGCCUGUCAAUCAAGUAAUAUGCAGAUUCUCUGAGGGCCUUCUGGCGAGACGUUGGAGAUGAAGUUAUCAUGAAAAUUUUCCAUGACAUUUGAGAAAAUUAGAAGAUUUUCGUUGCCACAGCACGCUUCCUUGCUUCUUAAAAUGUGUCUUUUCUCUGUUUGCAUUAGCCCUUUGAUUUUGUGUAAUAGGACCUUGUGAUGUUUUUGUGGAUUGGCUGGAGUUUCAAGCCAUAUUAAAAAGAAAUAUUAGAUGUCAACAAUCCUCCUCCCUUUUCAAUAAACAAACAUUUGUUCUUAGAUUACUUCCUUGAUUAAAAAUUACCUAAAACAAAGAAAACAGUGAGAAAUAAAUCCCAAGACAUUCCUGGACAUUCCAGACCUCCAGCUCCAAAGUCUUCACUCUGUGCGUCUGCCGACAGUUGCCGUGGACCCGAGCCAUGAAAUUCCUUGCUCUCUUAAAUUAAACCCUUCAACAGGCCCAGCUGGAUCGCAAAGUCAGGAGAAGAAGAGUGGGGGAGGAAAAGGGAGAUGGAAAGAAGCGAGAAAAUCCAUCUUUCAUUGCUCACGUUUGGCUUCCUCUGGUUACUGCUAUUAACACCUCAUGUCUGGUCAGCUCAACUUCUUAGACACCAGUUGGAGAGGAAGGAGAAUAAGAUGCAGAACUAGAGAGAAGAGAGUAAGAGCAAGGGUCUGUGAUCAGAAGACAAUGUUUUGAUUAAUGUCCCUUGUAUUUCUCUGGUCCUGAAACACAGGAUUACCUUACUCAACCCCAACGGAGCUUGAGCAGGACGGUUGGGUUGAUUUUCAGAUUGAAAGCAGAUAUUUCUGUUCCCCCCCCUGGCUCAUAUUCAUCACUUGAAUUUGACCCAAGAUUGAGAACAUGACUGGUGACUGCGAAAACUAGCCACGCUGUCUGGCCAGUUUUACUGCAACAUCAGCUUCCAGUAGGAGUACUAUUAUGCACCGUAACAGAGGACCGCAGGAGGCAGGAUUUGGCCUGUCUGUCAGUGCAUUUCCAUCCCAAUAAAAACAAGACUCCUUUGCCUCUGAAGGACAAGAUUUGUAUUUAAUUGCAGAUUCACUUGCAAUCGCGAUGCUCCGCCGUGCAAAUGUCACAUUUUAUCUCGACAACCUGCUGGUGCACCUGCUAUGGCGCAGCUGUUAAAGCUGGAGCUCUUCUUUCCUGAAUGGAAACUGGCUGGUAAACCAUGUUCCUCUCACUUUUUUUUGUAAAUUUAAAUGGAGGAAACUUUGAUGCAUUGCAGGCCGCCUCCACUAGCCAUCCAGUUCCUUUGGCCUCCAGUUCUCCCUCCUGUGUAGUAUUGAGUUUCUGUCCCUUCCAUCCACGAUACACAGCGCUGACCUUUUGUAGAGUUGAUUUGUCCAAAGUCCAGAGGCAGUUGGUUUCAAGUGGUCUCCAGGGCUUCCCAUUAUGCCUUGAGGGUCACUGAGAAAAUAAGCCGCUACAUUAGUGCGCAGAAAUCCCUCAGCUUGUCAGCAAUCAGCUAAAUACUGGGAGCAGCACCCAAGAAAAGCUGUGAUUUGAUAUCAGGGUCACGGUGCAGACUUUCCAUGUGUGUGGUUCAUGACAACAAACAACAUCGGUGUCGACUUCCAGUAAUGUGUGAGCUAAGACAGGUCCACUAGUGUGAGCUGACGUCCUGUAACAAUAGUCGUCCAAAAAAAGCUUGCUUGUUUGAGCUGACAGCAUCAGGUAUGGCUAAACAGAGAGCUUUUGGACCUUCCAUCUCACAAAAUGGACAAUUGCUGGUAAGAUGCCAAACAGAAAGUGAUCCAGAUUUGUUAACAGGUCCUCUCACUCUGACCCUGAACGUUCAUAACCUCAGGGGUGGUAUCUUUUACUUAAGAUCUUGGGAUUUCUCCUCUGCCUAGUAGUGAUGUCAGGACUACAUUGAAUAAAGAUCCUUUUCUCUUCUACUUUGUCUAAACUAUUUAACAGCCUAAACCUGCGUUCAUGGUCACACACAGAGCCGCACAACUUCUCCGACCAACUUCUGUAAGUCUGCAUUCUGUCUCCUAUUGGCCUCAAAUAUUUAACUCAACGUGGCAGGUGCUGGUUGGCCCUGAGCGCUACUGCCAAAAGCAAGGCCGGGUCGUGCAUGUGUGAGUACAGGUGGGCCGGUUGAUGGAUGAGAAAGCUCAGCAUCUCCACGGUACGGUCUGCCUUCUUUUUUUCUCUCUUCGUGUAUUUCGUCCAGCGACCUAAUCUUUGCUGCAUACUUUCAACACUCACACUGACAGGCAAAUUCACCUCAGACUGUCAGAAGAGACGUUCUGUAAUCUGUAGGCUGAACCAGACAGUAUCGUCUUAAAGCAAGAUUUCACGCCAGACUAGGAAAUCUUAAGGGUUUUAAGUAUCAACAAUGUUCCAAAUGUCCAUUAAUUAUGUUGCAUUACUGUCAGUCCUUUAACGCUGUAAUGGUAUGUGGAGCUCACUUAUAAAAAUGAGAUAAAUGAGGGUUGUCAGGGCGAGUGACACUGGGGAAAAGAAAAGCCCCAGUCCACUCUGAUUUAUACAACAAUUGAUUAUGGUUGUUAUUACUUCGAGGUGUGCUUGGAGAUGGUUGUGCAAUCCAGCUGAAAGCUUUGAAGAAGAUGGAUUAAUGCAAGGAUGCUUAGCCGAGCGUCUGAGCUCGCAUUGCAUGCUCAGUCUGUUUGCCAAGCUCUUGGCAAGGCCAGUGCCCACAUUUGUUUUGACUAGAUCAUGAAACUCCACACUUUCAUAUUCCUCUCUGUAUCUCCCAGCACAUUCCUCCGCCUCUUCGUCACUAUCAUUACCUGCUGGACUCCAAAGCUUUCACCUCGACUCUGAUCAGUCCGUCUUUCUCUCUCCUCCCUGUGUUCGGCUUGUUUCCCAUGCUUAGUUGCUCUCACCCCAGACGUUUUGGCUUAUAAGAAUGGAUGAAAACAAGUUUCUCAGCGGACAAGCCUGCUGGAAGGAAUCAGAUUUCUUCUUGUAGCAAAAACAGUCAUUACUCCUGCAUGUUUGUGUCUGACUGGGGAGCUUGCUGAACUCAUAGCUUCUUUUAAGACAACUCUAAGAAAUGAAAGUCAGUAUCAUGCUCUCCAUUUGAUGUGAAGUAAUCCCUUAAAACUUUAAACACUAUCUGGAGAUACUAAUGUUCAACUUUGGUAUCUAAAACUGAACACUAUCCAACUUUUUACUCGCUGUAUCUUUUUACUGGAUAAAGAUAUGGCACUUGUAUCCUAACAUGCUUUAUUUACUGCUAUUUCUUUUUAAAACACCUGUUAUUAGGAGGGCUGCACUUUCCUUUUUUGGGCUUCAAACUGAAAGGAUGUUUUAGUUCUUGUAUCAUAAGCAGCUGUGGUCUUUGUUACCCACGUCCUUCGCCUUGUUCCACAAGUUUUUCCUUUUCUCUAUCAUCUCCCAGCAAGUUUUUGUUCCUGUCAGCAAGCAGGAACCCAAGCUGGGUUAUAACUUUAUUCAUGGAUCAUUUCAAGCCAAAUGACUUUGAAGCUCAUGGAUAGGUUUGGGGUUUUUGUAUCAGAAAGAACUAACAGCUCCCUCCAGUGUUGAGAACAAAGCAUAACCAGAGGGUCAGAUCUAUUCCAGGUUUAGUCUGUCAUUUUUUCCUUCACAACUCAACUGCCUGAUUUUAUUUCUUAUCCAGGUUAUGGCAAUAUAGGUCUUGGUGGAGGAGGUCUUGGAGGAGGAGGUCUUGGAGGUGGUGGCUUGGGAGUUGGUGGCCAUGGCGGCGGUGAGUACCUGAAAAUGGAUCAGAUUUGUUUGCCUGUGUAAGCAUACAGAGGGUGUAACUUUCAGUUGACUGUGGGAUAAAACACAAUGUCAAACUAUUAUCAUAACAUCAUUUACCAACACACUCUCACCUGCUCAUCUUGGUUUCCUUUAGGUGGUUACGGAGGAUAUGGAGGAGUAGGCGCAGGGGGCUUUUUCCCAGGUGGCGUUGGGCAGAAGGCUGCAAAAAGAGGUACACCAGAUGGAUAGAAAUAAAACAUCAGUCAUGAAUUUGAAUGCUGACGUAGUUUUAGUUCAUUAUGUCAUUGUAAUUAAAACUUAAAAUAGAUUUGAGUGGUAAAACUUUAGGAGCACUUAUCUGAGCGCAUCUCCUAAAAAGGUGAUUUCUGAGUCAAGGAGGGGAAUUAUCAAUUAAAUGGAGCAUAAACGAGAACAGAGAGGACUCUGAUGUUGAUGAGGCCUUUAAAAAUACACAUUAAACUUGACCAUACACGAAAAAUUAUGCCUUUUCUUUGUCCUGGUUUGGUGUAACUGGGCAUAGUUUGAAUACAACCUUUAAAGAGAAGAAAAAAGUUGGUAUGGUGAAAACUCUUGGACUCUGGUCUGGUUUCUGGUUUCUUCAAGGUUUGUACUAAAAGAUCUCUGCAGGUGGAAUUCCUGUAAUGAGCCAUUUGGAAUGACGUGUUUCCUCUUUUUGUUAAUUGAGUUUUUCUGUUUUAUUGCAAACUCUAUUUUAUUGCCAACAGGUACUCAAUCAGACUUUGCUCACUAUGAAUUCACCAUAGUGGUGUCUCUGCUUAUCUUCAUUCAACAGGGUUUAUGCUUCAUGCGAGUGUGUUUUGUCUCUUAUACAGAGCCCAGCAUAAGUUAGUACGCCCCCUAUUAAAAGUAAUGUAUUACUCAAUAUCUAGAUGAGCAAAAGUACAAUUUCCAAAGUAGUGACAAAGCUGAGUUUGACAUAACAUUUUACUUACCGUAGGAUGAAAAUAAGAGUGACAUGGUAACUAAAAUUUAGCUUUGCUCCCAGAACUUUGAUUGGCGUGUACUCAUUUGCAUCCUGAUUUUAAACUGAAAAAAAUACUUAAACUGCAACUUAAAAAAUUCUGGUUUGCAAUCAAUGGUAUUUUGUUGUAUAGUCUGACAUAGAAAAUGUUGAUUUUGAAAGGAAACUAAAGGUUCCCUGACAACUCUAAAGCGGUGUACUCAUUUAUACUGAGCCCUAUAUGCCUGCAGCACACUGUCACUCAGUCAAGGCCGCUCAGUUGUUAAUCCUUGGUAUAUAUAUUUCACAUAAAUGUCCUAUAUGACUAAAUACGGAUAAAAUAUUGUUAUCCUCAAUGUGCAGGAGGUCUUCUGCGGCCACAUGGAGGUGAGCAGGUUUUUGGCCUGAUAACAGACUACUGUUAAAAUCCAAACUUUGCUGAAUUCUGACACAAAGCUUCUUGGAACUGCGGUAGAUUUGCAUGCUCACAUGUUUCAGAAAAGCCAAAAUGAAUGUUUUGCAUUACUGCAGACUGAAUGAAAAACACUCUGUUGCAAACACAUGUUCCUGUUUUCAUUCUACCUGCAAAUUUGGACACUUUGUUCUUCAGAGGAGCCCAGCAUGACCUGAAAGUUUGUUUUCUCUGUGUGCACAUGAGUUCCUUUACGACUGAGCUGGCUGAUUAACUACCAACUCUGGCCGGCCCAAUCAUGGUCAGAGCUGGACAAUAACAAAAAGCUUGUUUGGCAAAGACAAAACUGUUGUCCCCAGAAACUGCCUGUAAUCUUUUUAUGACACUCAGGAAAAAAAAAUGAUUACUUCCAUUUUAACGGAACUGAUAAAUCAAAACAUUCACGCCAAACUUUUCCUCACCAGAUCUUCACAGGCCAAAUACUUACAAGCAGUGCGCAAUGUCUGUCCAGUCAACGUGUGGGGAUUUCAAGAUUAAAGUAUGUAGAGUUUAAACAAAUAAACCAAUGUGUUUUAUACUGCUGCCAAGCUCCUUUACAAGUGAACCUGACAGCUCAUUUCCUGCAUAAGGGGAUAGCCAAAGAAAUGAGGUACUGGAUGAGGCAAGGCGAAUGUUGUGCAUGCUGACUGCCUCUCCUGAUCAGGUUAAAAGUCCACGGUAUUAUUGUUAAUGAUGGGGUGAUGACAGACUUUUUAAGGCAGCGUAGGAUGCUCUCACUACCAACGGGCAGUCAGAGGAUCUUAGUCCCUGCAGAUGAGGUCAAGUUCAUCACCAGUUACUUCUCCUCUUCAGUAUCUGAGGGCCCUCUAGUGGUUAUUGCAAAUACAAUUGUAGAAUAAUUGUUUAACAAGGUUUUCACUUAAAUGUUCGCAAUGAAAUCUUCAAAUUCAACUUCACAGAGGGUAAAAUUAAACCAAAAACUGUAUCUUUCAUAUGAUAUUUUAAUGUCUGUAUGUUAUGUUCACAAACAGGGACUGGAGUAGCUCUGCCGGGGGCUGGAGGAGUUCCUGGAGGCACAGGAACUGGAGCUGCAGUGCCUGCUGGAGGUAAGACAAACAUAUUACAAACUUUCAAGUCUUGUGUAUUCUCCCUUGGAGGCAAGAAUCACACCAACAGUUGUUUGGACUGCAUGUUUGGAUGAGAAAGAUAUGCAUGUUUUAACACUGUAUAUUUGUGUGAUGAGUCAAGUAACAGAGUUUCUUUCUUCAGCACCUGUUAUUCCUCAGACUGGCCUUCCAGGAGGGGCCGGUCCUGGAGCUGGAAAGAAAGCAGCCAAAGUGCCAGGUUUUGUAGACUCAACAAUCAUCUCACAUGGCUGAAUGCAGGCUGGAUGCAGAUCAACAGACAGCAGAGCUGUAGCAGAUUCCUUUUCCAUUGCAUGUGGCAUGGGUUCAGUGUCUGGAAAUUAUUUGUAACAUUUUGCUAAUUAUUGGCCAAAUCAAGAUGUUUAACAAACUUUGAUUCUGCGCUUAUUAUGUUGGCCCCCCUUCAUGUUGGAUUAUAAACCUUGUGUUAAAUCAGCUUUUAGUGAGAUAAUUAUGCACAGACUGAAAUCUUGCUUGCAGUACAGAAAAAAAAUCAAGGUGUUGUUUUAUCAGAAAAGCUGAUACCGUUGGCUCUAGGGACUAUGAAAAAUGAUUAAAAGAAAAUAAUUAAUCACAUACCCAUCUCAAGAUGUGUGUGUUUACUAACACCAAUACCUUUUUUUUUAAGUUUUAAUUUUUUUAAAGUGAGAUCAUGACAAAACUAUUAAACAUAAAUCUAAUAUUAUGUUUACAGUAUUUCACUGAUUUUAAUGAAAGAUGAAAAGAUAUCUUAAAAAACAUCAGCAGACUCCAGCCUGGUUUUGCUGCAUCCUGUCUUACUCUUUUUGUCAUCAUAUUUAGUUUUAAUCAUGUGGAGGCCGAUAGUUAUCCUGGUCAGCUUUGUCGAGGAUACUUCAAAAAUCUAAAAACUACGGCUUGUGCUUUUUUUUAAUGUGGAUGCAAAAGCAGAAUAAUAAUCUCUCACUGACUGUGGCAGGUGUGGGUGUGCCUGGACUUUACCAAGGUGGACUGGUCCCUGGGAAAGGUUUGUUAUGUUCAUAUUUUAAAAGGGAUACUUUUAUAUAAGAGUUGUAUGCAGACUUACAGUAAUGUUUUUAUAUAUAAAGUAUAUGCUUACUAUUGCCCCCUUUAGGUUUUGGUGGGCGUGGAGUCCUCCCUGGGGUUGCCACUGGUAACGGCCUGAACCCCAAAUCAAGUAAGAUUUACUUUAACUCACAAGAAUAGAAUUUCUUUCUUUUAUGAAAUGUUGCUUGAGCUGAUUUUAAUUGGGCACUUGAAUUUUCAUUGUUUUACAAUGAGAUAUAGAAACAAAUAGAUGGUUAAAGGGAGUUUUAGGAGUUUUUUGGACUGUGUCUGGUAUCCUAUCAUGCAGUAAAGUGAGAGAAGCUCACUUACUCUAUUAAAACUCUGAAAACAUCCAAAGUCAGCCAAAAAGAUAUCAAGAUGGGAGUAAAAUUUUAGAGUCGUCUGUCCGGGGAAGGGGUCAAAAAUCAUUCAGGACUCGGGAAUCAGCGGCUGUUAGUUCACAGCAGGGUCUGGUUUUAUCAGGGGUUCAGAUGAAGACACUGGGAGCAGAGAAUCCUUGAGAAGGGCUGACCUCCUCAGAGUUUGAGGUCUGAGUUAUUUUUAUUUUGAUGUAACUACAAAAUGAUUUUUUACUUAUUGGAUUGUAUGGUGUAUUUUCAUUACAGUUGCUGGGGGAGGUGGUGGUGGUCAAGUACCAGGUAAACUACCUUUGUGAUAUUUUAGACUCAUAAACAAAGACAUCUUUAUCAUUAAGUACGACUGAUAUGAGAUGGUUAAGUUUGAAAUCCUCUCCUGCAGGAGGGCGUGGGUAUGGUGGACCAAUGCAGCCAGGAGUGUUUCAUGGAUACCCACUAAAAUCCCCCAAAGUGCAAGGUGUGACCUGAAUCUUUACAGCCUUCUUUUUGUGUGACAUUGACAUUUUAUAUUACUUAUGUCUAUACUGUAUAUCAAACUUGUGUCUCUUUUUUUGGACAGAUUUCAAGUUUAUAGAGGUAUUCAUCAAACUGUCUUUGUUUCAUUUCUCUGUAGGUGGCUAUGGAGCAAAACCUGGUGGUGGAAAACUUCCUUUUGGUAAAAGAAAAAUAUAUAUUUUUUUAAAUAUUUUGUUUAAUUGUAAUGAUGGUAUAAAUCACAAUGACUUGCAUGUCUUGUGUUUCAGCUUAUGGUGGUUUUGGUACUGGUGGCGGUGGACUUCCAGGAGGACAGGCUGGUCCUGGGGCAAGGCCUGGUUAUCCGUUUGGAACUGGUGUGUGUGUGUGUGUGUGUGUGUUUUUUUUUAUCUCUUUAUGGAGGAGACAGGAAAUGUUUGAUGACAUUUAUAUUUUUCUCUCUGCAGGAGUGGGCCCUGGAGGCAUCUCACCUGCUCAGGCCAAAGCUGCCAAAUAUGGUAUCAAACCAAGAAAAUGAGUUCUGUUCAAGAAGAACUUUAGACCCUUACAUUUUAGCAGAAUGUUUAGAUUUUUAAAUCAAUUUUUUAUGCUCUUAGCUGCAGGCUUGGGUGGUGCUGGAGGUGUACCUGGCCUGGGAGGUGUUGGAGGAGUUGGAGGAGUUGGAGGAGUUGGUGGAGUUGGUGGAGUUGGAGGAGUUGGUGGAUUGUAUCCAGGGCAGGUGCCAGGAGGUAAGUUAUCUUGCUUGCAAUCAAAGAUAUUGGCGGUUCUCAGAUUCACUCGCUGGUCUCAAAGAAACAAAUUUAUGUUGUUGUGCUCAUCCCCAUGUUGUGUCUCUGUCCUGCUGAACUAUAAAUGAUAACAUUUGAUUUCUGUCUUGAAUAUUUAAUUGCAGGAUAUGGAGCUGCGUCCAAGGCAGCUAAAUAUGGUGAGGACUCCCAUGGUUUUGUGUGAGAUUAGAGCAAUGUCAAACCCUUAUUGUCACACUUUUUUCACUUUCCUCUGUUCUGCUUCCUGGACAGGGGUCCCUGGUCUUGUACCAGGUGGGGUACCCGGUGGUGUCCCAGGUGGGGUACCUGGUGUUGUACCAGGUGGGGUACCCGGCUUUGUCCCAGGAGGGGUACCCGGCUUUGUCCCAGGAGGGGUACCUGGCGGUGUCCCAGGAGGGGUACCCGGUGUUGUCCCAGGAGGGGUACCUGGUGUUGUACCAGGAUAUCAAAAAGCUGCUAAAUAUGGUAGGAUAUCUAUAAUUUAUGAUCAUGGCGUUACAAUUACAAAAUACUUACUCAUUCUGGGUUACCUAUACUCGCUGUAUUUAAGUAUUGUUUUUCUGUCCUUUGGAAACAUGCUCUGCAGGACUGGGAGGCGCAGGAGGACAGUUAGGAGCCGGAGGAUAUGGAGGAACAGGAGGACAGUUAGGAGCCGGAGGAUAUGGAGGAACAGGAGGACAGUUAGGAGCUGGAGGAUUGGGAGGAACAGGAGGACAGCUGGGAACUGGAGGUGUGGGGGGAGGUUAUUCUGCAGCUGCCAAAGCUGCUAAAUACGGUAUGAAGUUUUGUUUUAUUGAGUUUUCUUAAUCCUUGCGGAAAAACUUUUUGAACUCUAUCUUGUUGCCUAUCACAAAUCUGUACAGCAGAUGUACAGUGGGAUCAUAAUGGCAUAAGCCGAUCUGAAACUAAAAUUCAUUCUAUUUACUAAAUAAAUGGAUCCUUUUUUUAACUGUAUUUUCAUAAAGCAGUAUCAACACAUAAAUCUUGUUAUACUGUCUCACUAACAGCUCAAGAGAGUCUUAUAUUAUACUAAAGCGGUUGUACCAUUGCCUCGCCAUUCUCCAGAUAAAGCAGUUAACAAAUACAAACAUCUAUCUUGGCAUGCACUUGAACUGGUAAAAUCAGCAACCAAAGAAAUAAAAUUAAGGCUAAACAAUGACUAGAAUUACUCAAGCAACCUCACCCCCUUCAAUAAGACAUUUAGGCCAACAACAGGCUGAAAUUGUGACUCUAUCCUGGUAAAUUUACAAAUAUUAUUACAUAUUAUUACAUCUUCAUUUUUUAAAUUCAGAUAUCUGCUUUUUUCCUCAUAAAUUUAUUAUUUGCUCAAUUUUUGUCUCCACAGGAGUAGGGGGACUAGGGGGCACAGGAGGAUUGGGAGGAGCUGGAGGAUUGGGAGGGACAGGAGGAUUUGGAGGCACAGGAGGAUUGGGGGGAACUGGAGGACUGGGAGGAGCUGGAGGACUUGGAGGAGCCGGAUACUCUGCUGCUGCCAAAGCUGCUAAAUAUGGUAACUUUGAUUUCCUUUAACAAAAUCCGAGAUUUUGUUCGAGUGAAAAUACAUGAGGCAGGGAGUACCAAAAACCAGAACACGAAAGGUGCUCACAUAAGUGGGAAAGUAACAGUGAUGUGGCAUACAUAUAUAUUUAUUAUAAUACCAGAUAAAACUUAAGGCUCACUGUGAGAAGAGGGGUGGAAUAAGUUGUGUAAAAUAUAGCAACUUUAAGAUCUGCGUAAAGAAAAGUGAAUCCAACACAUGCUGACUCCUUUCACUGUUCUUUACAGAUUGGUUAAAUACUCAUGUGAAACCGUACCAACUUAUUCUUCUGUAUGUUUGUGUUUUCUUCAGGAGCAGGAGGGGUUGGAGGGACAGGUCUUGGGGGUGCAGGACUUGGAGGUGCAGGACUUGGAGGUGCAGGUCUUGGGGGUGCAGGAGGAGUAGGACUCGGGGGCACAGGACUGGGAGCAGCAGGAGGAUUGGGAGGUGGAGGAUAUUCUGCUGCUGCCAAAGCUGCUAAAUAUGGUGACUGGAAUCAGAUCUCAAUAGAUCAAAAUCAUUGAGUCAUACAAAGUGUUUUAAAUGAGCACACAUGGUUAUAGGAUUCAUUUUUGUAUUAAAGGUCCAGGUGGUGCAGGCGUAAUCCCAGGUGGUGGAGGGGUAAUCCCAGGUGGUGGAGGGGUAAUCCCAGGUGGUGGAGGGGUCGUCCCGGGUGGUGGAAGAGUCCCAUUUUUACCAGGAUAUGGAUGUAAAUAUACCUACAGACUUUUGAUUUCCAAAAUCCAACAAAGUGUUAAUUAUUUCUAUAAUCACUUUAUUUAAACGUUUCUUUUUUUUUCUUGCAUGUUAUAUUACAGCUUUGGCAGCUGGUGCUAAACCUCCUAAAUAUGGUGAGACUACUUGAACUGUUUGAUGAGAGACCAUGUCAUAAACUGAAAUUCCUUACAUAUAUAGUUAAUGUACCUCCAAAUAUGCAUGGACAGUUUACUGCUGCGCAUUUGUAAUCUUUAAUUUCUUUAACAGAGCAUUUAUUUUUACUUUCAUAAGGUGGACUAGGAACAGGCCUGGGAGGAGCUGGAGUUCUAGGGGGAGGAGGACAGGUGCUUCCUGGUGGUGUUGGAGGCUAUGGUGGUAAGUUUUAAAACCGAUAUCAUGUUGGUGAUAUUAGUUGAACAAUGUUGAUAAGAGUUGCCAUGAGCUUAUUGUCCUCCAUGAUAUUGUAUCAGACAAACUCUCAGUCUCAAACAAUGUGUUGACAGGUUAUGGAGCUGGUGCUGGUGUCAAACCUCUUAAAUAUGGUGAGAAGUUUUCAUUCAGUAGCAUCUAAUUCUCCUUUUGUCUUUAUUUUGUCAGUUAUCGGUUAAACUUUAAGCGUCUUCAGGAUUUCUGGAGUAUAGAUUAUGAGUGAAGGAAAAAGAUGCUAAUGUUGUAGAGUUCAUCCAGUCAUGUGGGCCGUUUUAGAGGAUGAUGAAGGCUACAAGGUUUUGACUAGGAUAAGAAUGUAUUAGAUGAACAGGAGUGCAUAGUUUAGUAUUAGGAGCAUGUCUUCAACGUAACAUGCUUGUUGCAGUUAAAUUCCAACAUUUUACUAGACUUUGUUGACAGAAAACUAUGUAUGUAUGACACACCUGCUCUUCUUUAGGAGCCGGGGCAGGGUUAGGAGCUGGAGGACUGGGAGGGACUGGGUUAGGAGGUGGAGGACUGGGAGGGACCGGGUUAGGAACUGGAGGACUUGGAGGGGCUGGAGGACUUCCAGGUGGAGGUGGACAAUACUCUGCUGCUGCAAAAGCUGCCAAAUAUGGUAAAAAAGAACCCUUAUUUUGCUUUAUUAUUCAGCUUUAAAUACCCUCAAGUGUCUUUUCCUAUUAUAUCUUUCCUCUCAUUUGAUCUACUUUGAACUGAUGAAGUGCGACCUGCUCUGUUUUUCUUCAUAAGGAGUUGCAGGAGGAGCAGGAGUAGGGUUGGGAACUGGAGGACUAGGAGGCACUGGAGUGGCUGGAGGACUCCCAGGUGUUGGCCCUGGAGGUGGUCAAUACUCUGCUGCUGCAAAAGCUGCCAAAUACGGUACAGUAAAGGAUCUCUCCAUUUUUCAAAAACACAAAUCUAUUUACUCAGUGAGCUCUUUGACGUUGUCUGUAUUAUGUAAUAAUGCAAACUGCUCCCUUUCUCUUCAAUAGGAGUUGCAGGAGGAGCUGGAGUAGGGUUAGGAGCUGGAGGACUAGGAGGAACAGGAAUACUUCCUGGUGUAGGCACUGGAGGUGUACAGUACUCUGCUGCUGCAAAAGCUGCUAAAUAUGGUAAAAAGAACAAGCAUACACAUCUUUUUUGUUUGUUUUUACCCUCUAUUGAACUCUACUUUGUUAAAGUUCAAUUUAGACUUUUUAAUGUGAGGUUUUUGCACCACUGACACGACUCGCUUCAUUUCCCUCAAUUAGGUGUAGCAGGGGGAGUUGGAGUAGGAACAGGAAUAGGAGGAGUUGGACCUCAAGGUACUACAUGUUCUUGUUCAUGACAUCUAUGUUAUAAAUUAAGGUCCAGGAUGAGACUCCCAUCCCUCUUAUUGGUGUUAUAGGCCAAGUCAAACUCUAAAUAAUCUCAGUGCAGUCAGUGAAUACUCAGUUUCGUUUGCUAACAUAGUGUUUUUCAUGUGCUGUUGUAGGAGGUGUCACUGGAGCAGGACUUGCUGUGCCUGGAGCUACUCCAGGUUCAACCCUGGGUGGUGUUCCAGAUGGUUCUGCUGUUGUGCUGCCAGGGGGUACAGGUGUUCCUGUCAAGCCAGGUGAAACUUAAAAUACUCAAUGAAAUCUAAACUAAUUUUCCCUGAAUUUUCAAGACCAGGCCUUUCAGAGGUGUUAUAAUUUUAAUGUUGAUAUUGUUUUUACAGGAAAGGAUGUAGGAUUCCCUGCAACUGCUCGUCCAGGUACAGUGAGACAUCACUGGUGCGCACAUUACACACAUAUGGGAAACAUGCAGAGGAGGGAGAGGCACUUCCUUAAAUACAGUAUAUUCAAGAACUGCAGCCUAGCUAAGGUUAACUGCACAAGGCUGUGUCUCCCUUUUUGCCUUUGACAUAUUCUUAAUACAUUUCCUGGCUAAAAAGCUCAUAUGUUGUUUGUAUUGCUAGUGCUACCAGCUAUUUACCGUCUCGAGCUUACAGCCUCCCAGCAAUAGCAAUGUAUACUUCACAGCUUCUACCUUUUUACUCUGUCCUACUCAACGCCUGUUCAAAGUGCAAUGGAUGAAACUGGUAUCUGUUGUCUUUGCCAGCGCCCACGUCUAUUUCUGCAAACGGCACGGCCCCAGAGGUUCCACAGCCCAGUAAGACUUGCCGUUUGUAUGAAACAUUUGAGCUUUAACUCAGUUCUGAGGUCUCCAAUAUAUAAACGGGAGUUAUCAAUAAAAUGCAUUUACUACUGUUGUGAAGUAUAAAUUAAUUAGAUCAGUAUCUGAGACUUUUUUAGAUAGUCUUUAGUGGUGAGCAGGUCUUGAUUAAUCUUUUUAUUAAGAGAUGAAUUAAAUUUUCUUUAUGAUUAUGGAUUUCAUCCUGAAAGCACAAAUUUUAACCAAAAAGGAAGGCCACAGCUUUUGGAUUCUUCUAGUGAUGCAAGCCAAAUCUUAAUACUUUCAAGAUAAAGAUCAGUUUUAUUUUACCAUUAAUGCCUAAGAUUUUCUUUAAGAUAUACAGUUUAUUCUUCUGAUUUCACUUCAUGACCAGAUGGAAACUGUAUACUCCAAUUUUAGAUAAAUUUGUAAUAUUAAUCCUAUAAGAAACUGAUCUGACUGUAAAGAUUGUCAACAUAGUGUGAUCAUUUUACAGAGGGGUAUUCAACUUCAUGUUUGUGUGCUCUGUAUCAUUUUAAACCCCGACCCUAUUCCCUUACACGCCAUCAUGAUCGUACUGUGGCCACAGAUCGCCUCUUGUUCUCGGCGCUGCACUGCUUGUCUUGUGAACUCCUUUUCUUUUCACUAACUGCUCAUUCAGCUUGAUGGAUACUUUCAUGCAUAAAAGAAUUGUAAUGGAUAACUGUAUAAAAUCAAACUGUGUGGAGUUAUCAUGAAGACAAGAGGUAAAUGCUUAAAGACACCAUGUCAUUGUCGUAUUCAAUUGCUUUUACAGAUAUUUGUGUGAUAGUUGUGUUUUGUUCUGAUUUGUGAACAUGAAUACUCUCACGUCAUCUCUUUCCUCAGUUGUGUCAUGGUUUGAGUUCUAUAGCAGGAUUGUUUUGUAAUGUUUACAGGGAUUAAAUGUCAUGAAAUCCUUGAAAUGAUGGUAGAAUGAUGAUAAAGUGACAUUUAUUGGGAGUCUGGUGUGACAUGGUUGGAGUGUGUUUUUUCAAAAUGACUUUUUCAUCAUGUUGAGUGUUUUAGGAUUUUGCCGUCUUUCCCUGUCAAGUGUUUGUUUGGUUCCUAAAGUUCAUAUUUCACAAAUCUUAAAUAACCUAGGUCAAAAAAAAAAUAAUAAAACAAAAUCAACAUUUUUAAGGGCAGUAUCACUAAUUUUGCUUUUUCUCUUCUUGCUAUUUGUUCUCUUGGAUCCGUGAAAACAGGCGGUGGGUAAAAAUAAUAACAUUUUAUUUCACAAAUUUAACUUCUGCUGUGUGUCCGAACUUGUUUUUUAAGUGUUUGUGACUCUCUCAACAGUUGCUGGUGGGAUUAUCCAGCCUAGUGGUGAGUAAUUUAUAUAUUUUAUAAUUUCAGUCAAACACUUUUUUGGACAAAGGCUAAAUGUGUCAAGUUUAAUCUGAUCAUACUUUUUGUUUUACAGCUGGCACCAGUGUUGGUAAAUAUGAAAAAAAUAUCUAAUAUACAAAUACAAUAAAUAAUACUGUAUAGAUAUUCUGGAGAUAUCAUAAAUCUUUAUGUGCUUUUUUGCCACAGGUGGAGCAGGAGUUGUACCCUCUGGUGGUAAGAGCAGUUCUCACUUUCUUUAUAUAUGUAUUUAUUAUUUGUAAAUGAUGUUCUCUGUGCAGUCUCUAACUUUGAUUUAUCACCAGUGAUUUUCUUUCAUGGUCGUUUAAUAAAAAUCAUGAUGAAAACUGAUGUAAUCUGUCUGUGUUUUAGUUGGUACAACAGGACAGGGUCAGCCUGGUAAGUGUAGAAAACAAUUGUUUGAUAUAUGCACAGACUUUAAAGUACAGUGAAUAAUAUACUACUAAUAAUCUAUUCAUAUCUAUGUUGAAUUAUUGUAUUGAAAUUGUGAUAUUUUUGUUAAAUGAAUGAGCCCUUUAAACCUACAUAAAGAUCAGGUCCAACUUCAUAUCUAUAUGUACAGAUAAGUGUGUCAAUCAGUUUAUGUGUUUAUCUCUUCUCUCAGUAGUUGCAACAGGAGUUCAACAACCUGGAGGUAUGCCAUUACUCAUGCUUUUAAUAAUAAAAUGCAUUAGAAUGUUUGAAAAUAAAUGGCGAUACAUACAUUUGGCCACAAGGUGGAGACAAAGACAAGUCCAGCAGCUAAAGCUGUUCGUCUCGGCCCAUAUCUGUGUGAGUAUUUUAACAUGAAACAUUUCUGUUUUCAGGUGUUGGUGUUGGCACAGGAGGCAAACCACCCAAACCAUUCUUACCAGGUAAAGAUGAUUAUUUGACAUUUAUUUAUAAUACGCCUCAGUACCUUAAAAAGGAAGUUUUAAGAUACAGUUUCAUAUGAGUAGUCACUGAUUAUUCAUCAGUCUUGAGAUAAAAGUCGAUAGAUGUCCUGAUCUCAACAGAAUUGCGAUUUUUACCCACAACCCUGUGUUGCUUACUGCUAACUUUUUCAUGGUAUCAAAAAUUAUUAUAAUUUUGUUCAGUAUCAUUGAUCACAUCUCACCACAUGCAGCUGUUCUUAUCAUAUGGUGCACUUUCUAGACAGUUAAUAAAUCAAGUGUAAAUCAAUAAACCCAGUCGUUAAUGUGCAAAGAAAAGCUGCUUCAGGCCUUUUUCUACCCAAUUAUACAUGAAAAAUUGAGUACUCAUCAGUUUAUUGCAACUGCAUGCAGAGCACCUUUCCCAUUAUGCAUUAUUUUAUCAGUGAUAGACAGUAAAGUGAUUCUAAGGUGAUUUUAACUGCAUUUCAUUUUCCAGUCAGCCAUUUUUUUUAGAAUACACCUUAUUGUUCUCCAUUUCAGAGUGACGAAAUAAGGUACAUUAAAUUUUACUGUUGAGAAUAUUUGGUAUAGGUUGGAAAAAUAGUGAAAAAAUACAGUAUUAAAGUAGUAGUAUAAAUAUAUGGGACCAUAAAAUGUUAAAUGUAAAAUGUAAAGUAUAUCAUGAGUUUCCUAAAGAUUUCAUGUAAAUAAGGCAGAGAGUAACGGAAUAGGACAGAUUCACCUCAUAAGCCUUCUUUAACACUCUAAAUAAAAUUCACUCUUUAUUCUGUGUACUAUGUUUUUAGGGUGUCUCUUUGUUUGAACUAUAAUUCCUCUGAUCAAGUCUUUCUUUUUUUACAGGUACUGGUGUAGGUGUUGGUCCAGGCGGUGCAGGAUACCCCUAUGGUGGAACAUAUGGGGGUGAGUUUCCAGCCUUGUCUUUCAACAUUUAAGGACUUGGCUUGAAUUCAAGGGACGAUUAAUCGUCUCCCGUCUGUGCCUUAGUUCCUUAUGGGAUUGGACGUGGCACUGGACCUGGGGUUGGAACUGGAGCUGGAACUCUGCCUGCAGCGAAGCCUUUGAAACCACCAAGUAAGAGUUUACAUUCACUACUUUAAAAAUAUAUCCAAGGUUAAUGAUUCCUGUUUUUAAGUUUAGUUAUGAGUGCUGUUGCUUUAAUGUUUUUUCAGUACCUGGAGCGGGAGCAGGAGGGGCAGGAAUCCCACUGUCAGCAGGAGGUUAUCAAGGUCAGAACUCAGCAACAUUUCAUUUAACAACCCGAACAACCCCAGAGAUUGCGUCAGCAUAGGAAAACAAGGAAAAAUUCAAUAAUGUCUAAUUCCUUUUUCAAGCUUCACUGCCCCCCAAAAACAAGCAGUAGAUGAUAAGCUGUCUAAAUACUUUUCUCUGUCGUCAUGAUUCAGGAGGAUACUAUCCAUAUCGUCUUGGUUAUGGGCAGGGUAUGUAUGAGAGGAGAGGAGGCAGACAGCACUGACACACAAUGUUCCCCUGACCUUAAAAAAAAUCCCCAAAAUGUUCUGCCCAGUGCUCAAAGUGACAGUUGCUCAAAGAUGCCAUCGUGUUGCACUUCCUGUGCAGGAAGUCGGCUAACAUGCUGAUAAGUUUCUGUGUGGUCAUUCAUCAGGAAUUAGACGCCGGUUGGAAAAUUGGACGAAGGAAAUCUAACUGUGUUUUUGUCUUGGCAGCAUUUACAAUCAUGCAACCCUGUGCAGGAUGGGUUAACCGUAGAAAUACAGUCAUUUGUUGGGGUUUUUUUUCGCCCCAUUAUCACCAGCCUUUUGUCUUUCUUGACAGGUGGAUUGUAUCCAUCUACGGGUGGACUGGGAGGUGCUGGUGGUGGAGCCAAACCACCUAAACCAGGUAGUUAAACAGGCAAAUAAAAAUACAUGUGAUGUGGAAUUAAAUCAUGUCUUUAUGACAGGCGUUUUUGAUAAAAGCAGCACUUAAUAAGUCUUUUCUGUCUAAGUUUUCUGACUAUGAAUAUGUUGAUUUAAUGAAGGGAAUCUCUCCGGCCUGUACACAUAAUCCAGUAAUUGCUCUGAGACACUGAAAUAUCAAAUAAAGAACACUUGUAGAAGUUAAGUGAGACAGUUGUUAGCAGUUCUUAUAUGAUAGCUGGAAAGUCCACAAAGCAGUAAUCUCUUUAAAACUUGAAACAGCUCCAUCAGGAUAUUGUAAAUGAAGCAACACAACAUUUCCCAGAUGAAGUCUGAUUUCUGGUUAUAAUACUGUGCACAACAUCAAAGUUUGACUGAAGAUAACACAGACUUCCACAGUCCCGCCCUAAGACAACAAAAUCUCCACCAAAGGAUUUUUUUUAGACGAGUUUGUCUCUAUGACCUCAGCGGAGCUGUGGCUACAUCUCACACCUCAGAGACAAACAAAAAAUUCAUAAUACAUUACAAGUUAUUCACACAUUAUACCAGAAGAUGUGUUUUGUGAUUCAUUCAUUUGCCUUUAUUGCUUCAGGCUAUGGCAAUCUCGGAGGUGUUGGUGUUGGUGGUGGUGGAUAUCAGCCAGGUGAGGACCACCACAUGUUUGUUCAAUAUUUUCUGCUGUAACAAACACAUCCUAUCCCUCGUCCCCAGCACACUAAACACUCUGUCUAAUCAUGUGCACUGUGUACUGUCCUCUUCUUCCUCUGCCCUUCUGUGAGGGAUGAGUAUAAUCACACCAUAACAGAUGACAGUGCAGCCUCCUCUCUCUGCCCCUCAGAGAGCAUGCACAACCUCCUGAUUCUAAUCCUGCCCUCAGUGGGUACAGAGAUAUUGUUGUCUGUGUCAAAUGCUUUCACAGAUUGUCCAACAAAUCUGCUCAACAGUGAGCGCAGAUUUGACAACAACAAAAAAAAGAGAGAAUAAUUAUUGGCUUCUGGAAAAGUAGGGCAAGUUGUCAUAGUCACUGUACGUACUGUACUCAAAGUUUGUAUUGAUAAAAAAUACUGUUCUCUUACUGAUUUUAAUGAUUAUUUUCUGUCAGAGGCUUUGAGAAGUCUGCUUUGAAUCCUACAGGUGCGGGAUCAGUGGUACCUGGUUAUGGAGGAGGUUACCCCCAACAGUUGUAUCCAGGUCAAGGUACUGCAUACCAUGGAUUUCUGUUUCUUUUAUUUAGAUUUUAUUCAUUUUUUACUGAUACACUAAUACAGGUUACAGCAAACACACAUAUACUGGUCAUAAACAGUUAAAUAAAUACAGUGACCUUCAAGGAGCAUCAUUGAGUCGUGAAUCAGUGAAAAAAAAAAUGACACAACUGAAUCAUCAGCACAACGGCAAGAUGAGAUUAUGCAAGAUUAAGUGUACGCAUGUGUGAUUGUGGGUAUGGUUGUGUAAGGAAGAUUAAAAGACAGGAACGCAAAGCUAAAAUACAAACUAUAAUCAAUUAUUUUAAUUUCAUACAUGUGCCAUAUCUCCAAAAUGUGAUCUGUUGUUUUCUGCUACGUAAAGCAGUGAAUCACCAAAAUGUUUCUACUCCUACGAGAUAUUUAUUUCCGUUACUAGAAUCCCAACUUUAACUUUGAUCAAAUAAAAACUUGCCUCCUUUAAAACUUAGAUUUAGAGAACAGGCACAUCUGUAACUUAUCAUCCUUGUUUCUGGAUCAGGAGGCGGAUUAAUGCCCCACUGCAUACUCACAGGUAACUCUGCUAAUUUCAAGCUCAUAAACUCUCCCAAUUUGACAGGUUAUCUUGUCCCCCCUCUGUCCUUUCCUUCACACCAGACACUGUCAUCUAAACCUAACUCAACCCCAGCCUCCUUGUUAUCUCCAAUCCAGGGGAAAAGUUUAUUUCUAUAACCACAAUACUGUUCAUCUCUAUUUAAACUUGAAAAGUCCUUAAUUUUUCCUCUGAUGUGAUCAAAUGUGUUCAAGGAUGAACAAAACUCUGAUUAAUAUUUAAAUGAAGAUGCUCUUUGUCUAUUAACGGGGGCUUUUCAAAUUUAACAUCAAUUACAUUUCUAAUUUUGAAAACCAAACUUGUUAGCUCACAUGAGAAGCUGAGUUUGAUUAAGAGAAUUAUUUUGUGUUUGAUUAUGAUGAAGUUUUUUUCCAUCCAAGCAUUUGAGUAGCAGAGAUUAAUUGGAUUACUAAAAACUGGGGAUAAUUAAUGUGACAUUACUUUGUGAACUCGAGUGGUGUGGUCCUUGCCAGAGCUCGCUUCAUUCAAACAUCAGCAGCUGACAUAAAUUCAAACAAGAUCCCCUCCUCUAACCCCUCAAAGCCUGACUUAAAUCUCUGUCGUCUAAUAGAGAGGCAAAUAUCCUGAUUUAUUUCUAACGUGUGGGAAACACUGAGGCCUUGACAAUUACGCAGAUUAGCACCAAAGGUUAAUGCCUCCCAUGUGAUCUACUCUGUUGUAAACAUCUCCUCCAUUCAGACCAAGACACAUUUACUAUCUGAUGGUAGUUUCACUCUUUAAUAACCUGAUCUCAUUUCUCCUUUCGUUUUUGUUUUCAUGUUGUCCAGGCGGAUACGUCCCAGCCCCACUGACUCCUCAACAAGGUACCACAUUAGUUUCUCUUGUGUCUGUGUUCAAACGUGUGUCUGUGCUGGUUGGCAGAGGAUAGAAAUAUGUCAGAUUAUUCCGUCGAGAUUGAGAACUCUCUGCGUGGGUUGGUACUGCGUGUGCCUGUCAGUGCAGAUGGCAGGGCAUGAGUGGUAUGAAUGCUAUAAUCUGCAUUUUCCUGAACAUCAGAGAUUAUUGCUGGUCAGAUUAUUUCAAGGAAAGCAUGUUUGUUUUCUUAGAUAGCUGUAGACCCAUUUCUUUUCCUCCAAUACACCGGUUUCAGGUCUCUGUCUUAAAGACUAUUAGACCUCUCGAAUACCUCAAGUUAUUGCAUUUGUCACACUUGCGUCUCACAUAAUAGACGAAAUAGCUCAUACCGUUUGUUCCCUUUGUUGUUUUGCAGCCAAAGCAGCCAAGUACGGUCCACUGCAGGGUUUCCUUGGUGGUGCAGGAGGAGGAGGAGGAGGAGGGGCCUACAGAGGUGAAAGACAACAUAGUGUGACAUUUUUUUCAUUAUUUUGAAAAAGACCAUCGAAAGGCUGAUCUGUGAUCUUUUCCGCAGGUGGAGUCGCAGGAUGCCAGGGCAAAUACUGUGGGAGGAGGAAGUAG
Messenger RNA from Xyrichtys novacula (pearly razorfish), 39231 nucleotides. Lineage: Eukaryota; Metazoa; Chordata; Actinopteri; Labriformes; Labridae. The record is from the annotation of a GenBank genome assembly.